Hymenoscyphus albidus is the source of this 890-nucleotide messenger RNA. Lineage: Eukaryota; Fungi; Ascomycota; Leotiomycetes; Helotiales; Helotiaceae. The record is from the annotation of a GenBank genome assembly.
CAACCAACACCAAUUUCUUCAACCUCAACGUCUUCCCACAAAAGACGUCAACAUUAACUUUUUCCAGCAGCAUACCACAACACCAAGAUGCCUCCAGUAAGUCAUCCCAAUCCUCACCGUCAUACCAAUCUUAUACGUCCAUUCAGCGCGGCUUCACCAAUCCAGCCCCUAAAACAGAAAGCGCUCGCGAAGCCGUAAAAUCCUUCUACUGCGAGCUCUGCUCCAAAGGCUACGCGCGAAUGAACGAGUAUGAAGCGCAUCUCUCAUCCUACGACCACUCGCACAAGCAACGUUUAAAGGACAUGCGACAACUAAGUCGUGACCCGCUCGCCUCUUCCAAAGCACGAAAAGCAGAAGCAAAAGCGAAUUCCCAGAGUGGCUUGAUCUCCAUAAAACUCGGUAGUGAUGCUGCUCCCGCGCCCAGUGGGGGUGGCUUCAAAAAGGGCGGAUUCAAGAAAGCGGGGUUUAAGAGUGCAUUUGCGCCUGCUGAUGGGGAGGUGAAGGAAGAGGUUAAGAGUGAGGGGGUGAGUAGUAAGGAGAGCACGAGUACCUUGAGGAUUGUGGAUGCGGGUGUUGAUGUUGAAAGUGAUACUGGAGAUGAGGGGUAUGAGAUGUAUGACCCGAGACAUCCGACUGAUUGAGACAACUUGGGGGACAACAGAAACGCAAACAUUCAUGAGGGAGACAUCCUAAAAGAAGAUGCCUACUUGCCCGACAACCUAGCGCCGCAAAGCUAGCUUGCGAUGAGGCCCCAAACUGGAAAGUAUCAAAGCCUGGGUACCACAGAACCAGCUGAGAGCACUACAAACACACAACACUCAUAACAAGCAUCACAGCCCAAUACGGAGUAAGAGCAAAGGAUUCCCUAUCACCCCAUCCUGAACGUGAUA